AUGGACGGUUCUUUUAAACCUAAAGUAAACUCAUCAGUCGACUUGGAGUGGAAAAUAAAUACAGGUAAGAAUGGGGCACGAAACAAAGGGAAAGCAGUGUCGAUGUAUAUCACUAAUUUCCCUCCUAAUAUGGAAUCGCAAGAUCUGUGGAAGAUAUGUGGAGAAGUUGGAACUGUUUACGAUGUUUAUUUGGCGCGUAAGUUAUCUAAGUUGGGAAAGAGGUUUGCUUUCGUUAGAUUCUUGAGGGUGGAAGAUGAGUCUGAGUUAGCAAGGAAAUUAAGUGCUAUCUGGAUCGGAAAUCAUCAUAUUUUUGCAACUAUUGCUAGGUGUUCUCAUCGUCAGAAUAAACAUGAUCAACCAAAACCUUUUUGUCAAUCAGAAACAACAAAAGAAGAAGGGAUAAGAGACGGGGUUAUAAAAGUUGGAGGGAAAGAGGAGAAAGAAGAUCGAAUCAGUGGAUUGCCAGAUUGCUUGCUUCUUGAAAUCCUCUCUCUUUUACCCUCCACAAAAGACGCCAUUAUAACAGGUACACUUUCCACACGAUGGAAACAUCUUUGGACUUCGGUUUCCACUCUAAUUUUCCAUUAUUAUGAUGAAGAAAAGCACCAGUGGUGUGAUUUUGUUUCCUUGGUCGACAAAACCCUUACUCAGUGUCGCCAGCUGAAGCUCAAGAAAUUUGAAAUGAUUAUUGAUUAUUAUGCUCAAUUUGAACCGCACAUCAGUAAUUGGAUUCAUUAUGCUGUAAGACGUAACGUUGCAGAGCUUAAUCUAUACAUAUGUAAUAUAACUAUUGGCUGUAAGUUUUUCAACAGUUCAAGUUUUACCGAUCCUACAUUAAGGGACUGCAUAUUGAAUCCAACUGAGGCGAUUAGUUGGAAAAUGAUUCGGAGUGUGAACAUUUCCAAAGGGAAAUUAGAUGAAGAUUUGAUUGAAAACAUAUUAUCUGGUAGUCCUCUAUUGGAAACUUUGGUAUUGGAAAAUUGCUAUGGUUAUAGGCGGCUUGAUAUUACUUCAAAGAGUGUUAAGAACUUUGUGCUUUCUGGAAAGAUGCAUGCAAAGGAUAAAUAUGCUAAAGACAUUGAUGACGUUAUUGAAAUCAACGCUCCACAUAUUCUAUCACUAACAAUCAAAGGUAGGCUGUGGAAGCUUUUGUUGGUAAAUGUGGCUUCUGUAGUCGAAGCUAGCUUAUGUUAUACAAAUUUUGGGCGAUGGAUACCGCCUAAAGAAAUAGAAGAAGAGAGGCUUAAAGGACUUAUACUAAACCUUCGCCAUGUCAAGGAGCUUAAAAUCGAGGGUUUCUGUUCUAAGUUUCUCUCUAGUUUGGGAGCUGAAGGAUUCAUUUUUCCAUCAAAUGUGAAGUGUUACUCAUGA
Molecule: messenger RNA, 1371 nt
Organism: Lactuca saligna
Lineage: Eukaryota; Viridiplantae; Streptophyta; Magnoliopsida; Asterales; Asteraceae
Source: the annotation of a GenBank genome assembly